CAAACUGACCACACUCCUACAAGCAAAACUAGCUGGACAAUAAAACAGAAUCUCACAAAGCCUUCAGGGGGAAUAAAUCGAUAAAAAAAUGAUGGUAAACGUGUUCGCUGUGAUGUUCCUACUGCUGGGCUGCAAUCAGCUGCUGGCCAUGGAGCUGCAUGAUCAUACCCUGGAGAAACAAGGGAGCCAAGUCAAAAAGCGCCUCUCCCUGCAGAGCACAGCCGAAAUUCAGAGCUGCCUGGUGAGUUCAGGGGACGUCGGCUGUGGGAUGUUUCAGUGUUUCACCAAUAACUCCUGUGAGAUCCAGGGCCUUCACCACAUAUGCCUGACUCUGCUGCACAACGCGGGACGCUACGACUCCCAGGGUAAAUCCUACGUGAAGGACGCACUCCGCUGCAUGGCGUUGGGACUGCGUCAGCGUUUCAGCUGCGUGAGCCGGCGGUGCUCUGCGGUGAAAGAGAUGGUGUUGUCGCUCCAGCGAGAGUGCUACUCCAAACACAACCUCUGCCUCGCCGUGCAGGAUCACCUGGACACCAUGGGGAACCUGGUCCAGUUCCAGCUCAUGUUUCCUGCAGGGCCCUACGUGGAACUGAUGAACUUCCUGUUGAAGUGCGGAGACGACAUCAGGACCUGGGUCGGACGGCGACUGCGGGGGCAGUGUGAGCAGCACUGGGGGUCGCUAUGCGGCACCUUCACAAAAAUCUGCCCCCUCAGUCAGCCCGAUGUUCCGGGGCCUCCGGCCGGUCCCCCGCCCUCCGUCCCUGGACCCGUCACCCCCACAGACCCCCUGCAGCAGCCAACCAGAGAGGUGGAACUAGAGGACGUGACCCCGGACAGGAUGAUGGACAAUGCCACCAAGUCUGAUCUCUCGGUAUCCUGAACUUUCUUGCGUCGAAUGUGUUACGCAGGGUACACGAACAUUAAGCACUUAUAUUUACCGGUAGAAUAUGUUAAAGAUGUAGUGCUAGGAGAGCUUUCUGUCUACUGUUGCCAGUGAAAGUAAUGCGGCAAUAUUUAUUCAGCGUGUGGGUGUUUUUGUUUCGUGUAGAUUUAUAUUUUCGUCUCGACACGUACAGGAUGAAAAGCCACCAAUCUACCUCACAUCGAUGACAUUUCGUCAGAGUGGCGCUCUUACGACACGUUAGCACAGUGGAAAGCUUGUUUUCAGCUCAUGUGUGGCUGAUAAGAAAGAAUUCAACAUUUUUAAGUCUGUUUUUGGUGUUUGUGGAUUGUCAUAUUAAUAAGCUUCAACAAUCA
This is a messenger RNA of Fundulus heteroclitus (mummichog), 1257 nucleotides long. RefSeq names its product stanniocalcin-2-like. Gene Ontology annotation, molecular function: hormone activity. NCBI's taxonomy places the organism in Eukaryota, Metazoa, Chordata, Actinopteri, Cyprinodontiformes, Fundulidae. The transcript is spliced from 4 exons. Gene Ontology annotation, biological process: intracellular calcium ion homeostasis. The coding region runs from base 89 to 880 and encodes 263 amino acids. Gene Ontology annotation, cellular component: extracellular region. The record is from RefSeq and is a predicted model, not a curated record.